Messenger RNA from Paramecium primaurelia, 310 nucleotides. NCBI's taxonomy places the organism in Eukaryota, Ciliophora, Oligohymenophorea, Peniculida, Parameciidae. The record is from the annotation of a GenBank genome assembly.
AUGUCCGUCAACGUUUAAAAACAAUCUCUUUUUAAAAGAGCUUUCUUAUAAACUGAAUUUAAAGUGGCAUGUUAUCCAAAGAUUGAAUUAAAUACAUCUAAAGGUAUGCUUAUUAUACUAUGAUUUAGAAGAAGCAUGGUAAAUAUUAAAAUAACCAUAAAAUGGAUUUGAGAGAUUUGCACUUAGAUUUAUAUCAAAAUAAUAUAUAGUUCCAAGAAAACCAUUUGUUUUGUCUGAAGUUAUGAAAUAAAUUUGCAAUGAAUGGAACAGCUUCGAUUAAGAUACUAAGUACUAUUAUUGCAAUUAAUGA